Molecule: messenger RNA, 1014 nt
Organism: Phanerochaete carnosa HHB-10118-sp
Lineage: Eukaryota; Fungi; Basidiomycota; Agaricomycetes; Polyporales; Phanerochaetaceae
Exons: 1
Coding region: 1-1014 (337 amino acids)
Source: RefSeq, a predicted model, not a curated record
AUGGAGCACGACUUGUACUCACGCCCAUACCCCGCUCCGUUGCAGACGUGCAACGUACUGAACCACAGGGAGCGCAGUCGUCUCGUCCGCAGCACGCGCAAGCUGGGGGCCGUGCUCGGGGCAACGCCCCAGCUUGCUGAAAAUGUCGACUCGUCCUGGAACGCCUACCACGCAACCCACGUCGCCCUUCCCCUGUGCGAACCAUCCAGCACACGUUCAUCGACCUCCUCUGCACGCCCGCUCGUCAAGCCGCCCACGCGCCGGCACGCCUCCGUCUCCGAGCACCCCACCCGCGCGGAUAUCUACGCCUGCGCGUCCUCCGCGAGCUCGUCUGCUUCCCUCGCUGCACCCCCGCUCCCGCUCCCGCCCGCCCGCACGACCUCGCUCAGCGCGCGCUCGCGCAAGCCCAGCAUGAAGUUCGGCAUGUCCAAGUCGAAAGCGAAGCAGCAGCAGGCGCAGCCGCCGGCAGCGGACGCACCGCGCCCGCUCGCCCUACGGCUCGCCACCGGACCACCGCGCGCCCUCACCCUGCUGCCAUCGACCCCAUCACGGACGCCAAAAUCGCCCGCGACGCCGCUCUUCGCGCCGCCGGGCACGCCGUCCUCGUUCGGGAGCGCCGCGACGACGCCGACGACGCCGGUCUUCCCCUCGGCCGCCGAGACGCGCCGGCGGCGCAUGGCGAAGCUCACGCGCACGCUCGGCGAGAUCAUCCCGCCGCACCUCGUCUUCGGCGCGCGCAAGCCCCCCGGCAACAUUGCUGCGGGGGACGCCGAACAGUACGGCGUCGUCGUCUCCGUCGAGGGCGGUGCGAAGCCCGCGGACGCCGGCCUCAUGCCGCCGGCGCGGACAUCGACGCGGGUGCGCCGCAGCAUGUCGGUGGACCUUGGCGGCGCCCUGCCGCUCGCACGGUCGUCGCGAGUGUGGGUGACGGGGAGCAGCGAGUGGCGGGGCGAGUGGAAUAGAAGGGACAUUCGCGAGGUGCAGCAGGGCCUGCGAUCACUCAAGGCUCGCUGA